UUUUUCAUUUGAGGAAAAAUCAGCAAGGAUUGUUGACGACUUUUAUUUGAUCGUUGUAAUCAUUAUUUCGUUGUAUUCUUUUCAAUUACUGAUAUUUAGCGACUGCUAAUCGAGCAAUUGCUGGUUAAUUCCGUCAAGAAGAAAAGAAAGCAAUCCCAAGAUUUUCACAAUGGGUGACUCCCAGGAUCAGAACGAACCCCCGAAGGACCCAAAGGAGUUGGAAAAACUAGAAGAAGCUAAGCUAAAGGCAAAGUUCCCAAAUGCCAUGUUGGGACGUGGACCCGGGGGGCACUCGGCAUUCUUACAAAAAAGACUUGCUAAAGGACAAAAGUUCUUCGACUCCGGCGACUACCAGAUGGCAAAGCAACGGCCAGGGAACCUAGCAGCGCCCUUCAAGGCCCCAGCCGCGCCCGCCAAGCAGCCGACGGGCGACGCCAUCCCCACACCAGACACCGUGCCCGUCCGCAAGACCUCCAUCAUCCAGCCCAAGUUCCAGCAAUCCAGCCAGACCUCCUAGCCCGCCAUUAAGUGACAGGAUUUUGUCUGUUAGCCUGGUCAGACUUUCAGGGAUGUUUUGAGCAAUUUCUUGUUUACAGACAUUUGAUCUUCAUUCUAGUUCUCUGAUUUGACAGGCUUGGAACUAUAAAUUAAGUGUCAAGAUUGACUUUUAAUCAACAGGCAAUUUCUUGGUAUUCAGUGUUUUGAACCGGUUUUGAGCAUUCUCUGUUAGUCUGGACGGGCUCUAAUAGUUAUCAAAAGUGUUUCUUAACACAGAUUUCUUUUAAAUCCUAAUAAUAAUCUUGUCCAACCAGAAUUUGGAAACACUCUUGAUAAUACACAAUAGGAUGUUAACAAUUUAUAUUUGCUUUUCUAGAUGUAGGAUAAAUGAAUGGUGACUGCACUAUAUUCAAUUAUUGCCAACCCUGCAAGCGUAAGAGAGAUAUUUUUGUCACGCUAUUAUUCUACUUUACUUUUUGCUAUGGCUAAUGCAUUGAAUUUUCGUAUAAGCACCAUUUUUACCAGGGUCUGAUUAUCCGGGCCCCAGCCCAGCAGCUGUCUUUGGACCCCAAAGACAGCCUUAGGUCCCAACCUAAGGCUGUCUUUGGGGUCCAACCCUAUCGGACCCUAAUUUUGUGUUACCGUGAAACAUCACUUAAAUUAAGAAUGAAGGUUGCCAGAGCUGGAGUUCAAACAACAAAACUAUUGCUGAUGGCCGGGGAUUGACUGAACUAGACAUGCUUCUAGUUUAGUUCUCUCCAAUAAUGUAGCAAUGUGUUUUUAGCUGGGUAACUGAUAGAGCCAGCGCCUAAAUGUGACAAUUCAUAAAUAAACUUAAUAAAUUAAGGGUUUGUCAGUACAAACUUCAUCUGGAUUUACUUGGUAUGAAAUUGUCAUUUUAAAAUGGUGUCUAAACUUGCAGUUUCCCCUGCUCCUGAAUACUUUAAAGAUUACUAUUAGAACAAAUUAAAGUAUUUUUAAAAUAAUUUAAUUUGUGUUAUUUCAAGUAGAUACUACUAUAUAAAUUGUGACCUGGGAGGCCGAGGCACCUGCCGCGAUAGCAGAGGACGUUGCUGGUUCGAUUCCAGGCCUUGGUCACUUUCUUAGGAUAGGUUUUUUGGUUUAUACUUUAAAGAUAUUUAGAGGGUUGAAUUUGAGAGCAUUUCAAGCAUGUUGUUAGCUCUAAGGAUUACCCAGCUUUGGAGGGACGCCACUAUUUCACUAAGCACUGAUUGUUGAUAAAUAACCAUGUGAUUAAUGUUCGGUCGUAAUUAGGGAUGUAUGUUGAAAUUUAAAUCUUAUAAGAACAAGCGUUAUAUUUUUAUGUAUAAAAUUUAGGCAUAGUAUGUCCUUGAGAAUAAUAGAACAUAAAGAUUGAAAUCAAACCAUCCGCAACUGCUUCAUAAAUUGCAACUACAGGAUGUUUUCUUAAUGUUUCUAAUAAGGUCUUAGUAAUGCUAACACAAAUUAACGUUAAAAAAACAUCCUGAAACUUGGGCCGAUUUUUAACUUGUUGCCUUUUUGUUUCUCAGAUUUCGGUAGUUUUGGUAGUAGGUAUUGCUCCCUAUUCUGUACAAUAUAAGCGCAAUUUCACUCUAUCUCCUUCAAAAUCUCCCUCGAGUUACGAAAACGUAUGGUAUUUUCGUGGAUCAACGGAGAACUGCAUAAUUUUUUUAGGACACUGUGAUCCUCCCAGAAUAAGGAACUCUUCAAACUGACUAAAUUUUAUCGAAAUCUGACGAAAAAAAACUGCAAUAAAAAAAAAAUAUAAUAAAAGUGUUUGCAAGGAAAUGCUGAUAGUAACAAGUAUUUCACUAGUUGUUAUUCUUAAGGAAAUUCACGUCAUCUAAGUACUUGCCAUCUGCAUGUUAUAUAAACACAUGAAUGUACAUACAUAGCCAUAGCGUAGCUCGGCCUUGCUGUCAUGUAAUCAUAACUGUACGUAAUACCAUUCAAUAAUGUUCACAUAUCACGUGAUAUGAAUUGAAUGCCCAGGGGUUAGGCUGCCUUUCCACAGAGGCGGAGAUGAGAGGAAACGCGCGAGAAUCUACUAAUAGCAUUGGUUGUAAUUAAUCCAGGGUAGCGGAGAAGACUAUUGAUAUAUAAGAGAAGAGAAUGAUAUUGAUUGAUUCUCCUGUUUCUUCUCAUUUCAGCCUCAAUGGAAAGGAGCCUUAGUACAUAAUGCCAUGUGUAUGAAUGUGAUAUGGACUAGUAUGAUCUGUUCAAUAGUUUAGGGUUCGAGUAGACUAAUUUAAAUGGGUCCCUAUAUUUAUGUAUUUUUCACUGGAGUAAACGAAUCUGCCCAAACCAACUAUCAUUUUAAAACAAUUCAGGCAGAUUAGAUAGGUAGUAAAUUAUAUAGAUCGUUUUUUUUAGCAUUAGAAAUAAGGUAAACAAUCUUGUCUUUUAAUUGAAAAACACAUUUUCAAAAUACGUUACAGCAAAUAUGUAACAAUUAUAAAUCUAAUACGAUCAUUUAUAUUCUUCUGUUUCAUAAGUAAUAGUCUAAUAGUUACUGAAUUUUAAAAAGCGUUUUUAAUAAAAAGACAUGUCUAGAUCGCUUACCUUCUUUCAAGUUCUUUCUAAUGCUAAAAAAACGUACUAUAUAACUGUAAAGUAUCUGCGAUGUCAACUGGCUAAUAUUCAUCGUUUGUGCCAAGAAAAGGAUAAAAUAUUAAUUAACUAAUUGAGGCUUGUACAGUCAGCAGCAGAAGUUGCUAAGCGGGCCAGGUGUCCAAAAUGAUCUUGACGCGACUUUAUUGUCAAGAGAAUAAGAGCGUGUCAAGGUCAUUUUGAACACCGCGCCCGCUUAGCAACUUCUGCUGCUGACUGUAUCUGUUUUAUGAAUUUUAUGAUUUUUUUAUAUCAAGAAGCGAGUUUACUGCAGUGAAUAAAUACGUAUUCAGGGGAAUUUGUGAAAGAGAGCGUGUUGUGAUCGCCAUCAAAUUGGAAGCAUUAGACUCGUUCAUUUGCAUUUCAUAAUCUGUGUAUAUUGGUAGUAAUAGUACAUUAUUGCAGAGGCCGGGAAAGGGCAAUUCGUGGAUGAGUUUCGAUUUUGUCGGACGACGCGAAGCGGAGUCCGACAAAGAAGACGAAUCCACGAAUUGCUAUUCCUGCCGAGGCAUAUAUAGUGCUUUUCUCCAAACAUGCGAGGAAAUAAGCUAAAAUAAUUAUUAUUUAAGCAUCAAGCAUCACUCAAAUCAAACCUUCACAUCCAAAAUGUCAAAAACAAUUUCCCUCUUUAAUUAAUUUUUAAAAGUUAAAGGCACAAACUUAUUCUGCCAUUCAGUAUCAUUCAAUAUUCGUUCAUUCAAUAUAAUUGCGCAAUAUAGUUUGUCAAACCAACUUUUCAGUCAGUAAGAACCAGGAAAACUACACCCAUCCUUUUCUUUUGGGUGCUAGUACUAGUGUAAGACAAAGAUAGUAUGAUUCUCUUUGUCUAUGUUUGAACUGAGAAAGUCCUUUGACAAACUAUGUAAGCUUUAUGAACACGGAUGAGAUUAAAAAAAAAUAUAAAGAUUAUUAUCUUUGAUUUUAUUAAGCAGUAUUCGCACGAUCAUACACGUGAAAUGAUAGCUGAUCGGGUCGUGUAGAAGCGGCUCGCGGCAAUAAUAAUUGGCUGUUUGCGUUUUUUAUUAUUAAAAAGUAAAAAACACUACAGUAAUAAGUUAUUACUGUAGUGUUUUUUUACUUCCCGUCCGCUAGAACAGGACAGCGAUAGUUUGAUGUUUUUUAGUUAGAGUUUGACAUUAACGAAGAACUUCCCGUACUAUUUUUGCUACAGUAAGGUGAACAUUUCCGAGCAUAUUGGAGAAAAAAUACUUUUCUAAUUGAUUUGGCUUAGCGCCCAUAUACAAUUGAUUUUAUAUUAUUAACUAAUAUUUGCUACAGCUAUUUUAAUCAUGUUUUAUUUAAAUAACGAUAUGAUUUAGCAUCAAUGCAUCGAUGUUACUGGAAGUUAUUCGAAUCUUAAAAUUUGUUGCUAUUUAAGAAUUGAUGGUCGACCCAGUGGAAACGCAGCCUAAACACGGAGAAAGUAUUACAGAAAUAUAUUUCAAUAGUAAUAAUGAAAUAUAUUUGAAUAGUUUUCUAUAUAUAUAAAACUAUCCAAUUAUAGACCGACCGCUUAACUGAGUCCCGCCUGCGCUGCUGCUCAUUUAAGGGGUCAGUCUAUAAACAGCUAUGUUCUGUUUCAAAAAUAAUUUCCGGGAAAAUAUUUCUUUUCUAAGAUUUUGCUGUAAGGCGGCCUUACCAAUGAGGUGCAGAUGAGAGACGUGCGGGAAUAAAUCAAUAGCAUCGGUUCUUUUCUCAGCUCUGCUGGAUUACAACCAAUCUAGCAUCUCCGCCUCAGUGGAACGGCAACCUAAAGCAGACCCAUAUGUCUCAGCUCUGGUCUCAGUAAACCAGUAACUUCGACUAAAGACCUCCCUUUCACACUGGCACAGUCUGAAAGGGACGGAAAGCGUUGAUGUAUGCAACGAAUGCUUCGAGGCGUACAAACUUCGUGUGUGCACGAUACAUGUAAAGUGUUAAGGAUAGCCAUUAUAAAAUAAAUUCUUGGUAAAAAAGCAA
Cydia fagiglandana is the source of this 5070-nucleotide messenger RNA. It is a transcript of the gene endos, whose product is annotated as cAMP-regulated phosphoprotein 19. The transcript has 4 exons. NCBI's taxonomy places the organism in Eukaryota, Metazoa, Arthropoda, Insecta, Lepidoptera, Tortricidae. The record is from RefSeq and is a predicted model, not a curated record. Gene Ontology annotation, cellular component: cytoplasm. Gene Ontology annotation, molecular function: protein phosphatase inhibitor activity. Bases 170 to 517 code for a protein of 115 amino acids.